Molecule: messenger RNA, 5135 nt
Organism: Sebastes umbrosus (honeycomb rockfish)
Lineage: Eukaryota; Metazoa; Chordata; Actinopteri; Perciformes; Sebastidae
Gene: cdh8
Product: cadherin 8
Exons: 12
Coding region: 1050-3449 (799 amino acids)
Biological process (GO): calcium-dependent cell-cell adhesion; cell-cell junction assembly; synaptic transmission, glutamatergic
Cellular component (GO): adherens junction; axon terminus; synaptic cleft
Molecular function (GO): cadherin binding; calcium ion binding
Source: RefSeq, a predicted model, not a curated record
ACAUAACAAAAAAAAGGCUUUAGUUUUUUUUCACAUUCAUGUCACAAUAAUACAAAUAACUGUCACUUUAAGGGCUAGUAAGCCUCAAUAGUUUUACUCUCUACUAGUGUGCCAACAGGGCUACUAUAUGUGUGUGUGUCCAUCUGUUCAUUUGCUUAACCCUAUCAAAUGACAGUGUAAAUGAGCAGCCUCGGUUUCGUUUCACUAAUCACAGAGAGGAGGUCAUCUCGUGCGUCGCUUUGCCUCAGCAACGAGAGAAGAGUUAGAAUAUAAGAGGAAGAGAAAUACAGUAAUGAGAGGAUUUUGUUUUUUACCUGCACACACCUAUCUUACAGUAUAGUCUAUAGCCGGCAAUCGGAGACGGUGUAACCUUUGCGCGUCAGUGGCUGUGCAGAGCGGCAUGCGUUCAUUUGUGCGCCUGUUGACCCGGCUCCUCAUCAACCCAAUGAGCGCCGUGGAGGAGGAGGCUCUCCUUUUACCGCCGCGCAUCUCUCCACCAUCUCCUCCUCCUCACUUUCCCAGUCGGCCAGCGAGCCUGUCGGAGCUCUUAACUACACACAAACACUGUCACUCCGCCUUGACAAACUGCAGGUGAAGGAUAUCUAAAGCCUCUCUCCGCGUUUUGGCUCAUUUUAUCCCCCCUACCUACCGCCUCGAGUGAAACGCAUUGGGACUUUUUUCUUUUGCGUAUUUUUUUUUUUUAUUUGGUGAAACGAUGCAGCAGAAGCAGAAGCAGCGGCGGGAAAGGAUGCAAGUCUCACUAUAGUCUCCCCCUCGGAAUAACGCCAAAUGGAUGGAUGCUGCGCAGCUCUCCUCACCCUCCUCACCAACUGCUAUGGAGGCAUGCCAAGCCAUGCAAGUGACCUUUAUCACGCCAUGAAUGCGAGCUCCGCCGUUCAAAGAGGACACAAGUAACCUUUUCUUGUUAUCUAAGAAGGAGCUGUUGAUCUGACGAGAGGAGCUGGGAAAACGAGAGGAGCCGAGAGAGAGAAGGAGAAGAAGCAAACAAACAAACAAACAAAACAAAAACAAAACACACACACGACAGGAUGCCAAAGCGGUCCGAGGAGAUGCUGAUGGAUCUGUGGAUGUCCUUGCUGCUGGUGUGGAUUACUUGUGUUCCUUGCGCGUCCAUGACUCCCAUCACAGGCCAGUCCAAAAGUACACAAACUGGUGGGUCCACGGCGGUGGCGAGCGGCCCUGGCGAAGGACAAAGAUUACUGAGCCGCGCCAAGAGAGGAUGGGUUUGGAAUCAAAUGUUUGUGCUGGAGGAAUUUUCUGGACCCGAUCCAAUUCUAGUUGGCAGGCUACACACAGACUUGGACGUGGGCGGCAAGAACAUCAAGUACGUCCUGGCAGGCGAGGGCGCCGGCACCAUCUUCGCCAUCAACGAAUUAACGGGCGACAUCCACGCCAUGAAGAGGCUGGACCGCGAGGAGAAGGCAGAGUACACGCUAACAGCCCAGGUCGUUAACGCCGACACGGACGAGCCCUUGGAGCCGCCGUCCGAGUUCAUCAUCAAAGUGCAGGACAUCAACGACAAUCCACCGCAGUUCAACGAAGGCCCGUACCGAGCCUCUGUUCCAGAAAUGUCUGCUGUUGGUACCCCAGUUACCCGGGUAACAGCCACAGAUGCCGAUGAUCCAGUGUACGGGAACAGUGCUAAGCUAGUAUACAGCAUACUGGAGGGACAACCGUAUUUCUCCGUAGACCCCAACUCUGCGACCAUAAAAAUUGCUCUCCAUGGGAUGGACCGGGAGAUGAGAGAGGAGUACCUGGUGGUCAUUCAGGCUAAGGACAUGGGAGGUCACAUGGGGGGCUUGUCCGGAACCACGACGGUCACCGUCACGCUAACGGACGUCAACGACAAUUCACCAAAGUUCUCUAAAAGUUUGUACGAGUUUGUGAUCCCUGAAGACCUACCGGUAGAGAAAAUGGGGGGCAAGGUGAAGGCAAAUGACAGAGACAUUGGCGACAAUGCCAAGUCAACGUAUAACAUCAUCGAGGGGGACGACCAGGGCAUGUUUGAGAUCGUCACCGACACGCAGACGCAAGAAGGGAUUCUUCGAUUGAAAAAGCCUAUAGACUACGAGAGCAAGAGAGCCUACACACUGAAAGUUGAAGCCACAAACAUCCGCUCCGAGCCCAGCAGCGGUGGGCCCUUCAAGGACACGGCUACUGUCAAGAUCGUGGUAGAAGACUCCGACGAACCUCCCAUUUUCUUCAAACCCGUGUACCUACUGGAAGUGAACGAGAACGCCCCCGUCAACACGGUGAUAGGGACGGUCACCGCCAGAGAUCCAGACUCCACUGGGAGCCUUGUCAGGUACUUCAUCGACCGGCACACGGACCUGGAGAGGCAGUUCAACAUCAACGUGGACGACGGGAAGAUCACGCUGGCCAAACCUCUGGACCGGGAGACGGACAUGUGGCAUAACAUCACAGUAACCGCCACAGAAGUCAGAAACCACAGUCAGAUAUCGAGGGCGAUUGUGGCCAUCAGGGUAAUGGACAUUAAUGACAACGCCCCUGAGUUUGCCACCGAAUACGAGGCCUUUCUGUGUGAAAAUGGGAAACCUGGACAGGUGAUUCAGACUGUCAGCGCGGUGGACAGAGACGACCCAAUCCAGGGCCACUACUUUGACUACCGCCUCGUCCCGGAGAUGCUCAACAACCCCAAUUUCACCAUCAAAAACAACCAAGACAAUUCAAUCAGUGUUCUGGCCAAGCAUGAUACCUUCCGGCGACAGAAACAAGAGAUGUACUUCCUGCCAAUCAUCGUGACGGACAAUGGGAAUCCGCCGAUGAGCAGCACCAACACCUUGACCAUCCGAGUCUGCGGGUGCAGCAAGGACGGCAUUGUCCAGUCCUGCAACGUGGAGGCCUACGUCUUACCUAUCGGCCUUAGCAUGGGAGCUCUCAUUGCCAUCCUGGCCUGCAUUAUACUGCUGUUAGUAAUAGUAGUACUAUUUGUGACCCUGAGGAGACACAAGAAUGAGCCCCUGAUUAUAAAGGACGAUGAAGAUGUGAGGGAGAAUAUUAUCCGUUACGAUGACGAAGGAGGCGGCGAGGAGGACACGGAGGCUUUCGACAUCGCAACACUGCAGAAUCCGGAUGGCAUCAACGGGUACCUUCCGCGCAAGGACAUCAAGCCUGACCUGCAGUUCAUGCCCCGGGCAGGCCAGCACUCUGGCCCAAACGGCGUGGACGUGGACGAAUUCAUCAACGUGCGGCUCCACGAGGCAGACAAUGAUCCCACGGCACCGCCUUACGACUCCAUCCAGAUCUAUGGAUACGAGGGCCGGGGAUCCAUCGCCGGCUCCCUCAGCUCGCUGGAGACGGCGUCGUCAGACUCGGACCAGAACUAUGACUAUCUCAGAGAGUGGGGCCCGCGCUUCAGAAGACUUGGGGAGCUCUACUCUGUGGGCGAGAGCGACCGCGAGACCUGACCUUUGGUUUGUUAGAACAAAAAGACCUUUCCGACUUUCUUUUCUGUCCACAUACUUGUGUAUUAAACGCUAGGGGGUUUGCUGGCUUUUAGAAACAGGUGUUUAAAAAGAAAAAAAAAACAGUUAAUAACAAGGGAGGCCACCUUUUUGUAUUCUUGUUAGAGUGAGGUAUAGCAGUCGUCAUCCACUACGUCAAGCGCAUUGUAAUUGUUGAGCCAAACAAUGUCUUUAUUAGGAGAUCUAUGAUUCUUGUGGAGUGUAUCUUAGAUUCCGUUGUGGAGUGUCUAGCAGUAUUUUGGGUGUUAGUCAUUUGCUGUGACUGCCAGUAGCAGAAAAACCCUGGGAUUGCUGGUAGUUGAGAGGAAAAACGGUAUCCGUUGGGUUCUCUGAAGCUUGAGCGGACACUCCAUGAACCAUGGACAGCAAGCUGGACCUCAGAAGCUGCAGAGGGACUCUUGUUUCACGUCUCCCUAAGCCACCAAGCUGAUCGGCGAUCUGAAAUAAAAAAUGACAAUGAAAAAGCAAUAUAUGGUCUACAUUACAAUGAUGAAUGUAUGUAUGAUUUGAAAAAAAAAGCAAAAAGACAAACCAGUAUUGGCUUUAAGGGGGAUUUGUUAGCAUUUGAUAAUGUUCUCUGGUGGCCACAUUUAUAGACUAUCUAAAGCCCAGAGAGGCUUGCUUUAUACAACUCUUUGUAUUUACACGCUACAGGUGUGGGUCGCAAGUGUUACUAGCCUAUAAAAGACUGACGUGAAGACAAAAAAGAGAAAUGUAGAAACUCUGAGGCCUUCUUUUUACAGAAGCAACGUUAAAUACAAUUGUAAUCUACUGUUUUUUGACAAGAGAUGUGUUGAUUCUUCAUUAUUGUUCUAUGAGUUUUUUUUUGUAUUUCUGUUCUUAAAAUCAUUUUUUUUCCUGUGCUGACAAUUUUGAAGUGAGUGUGUUUAGAUUAUUUCACAUUCAGCUGUUUUUUCCAACCACUUGAACACUAUUGCAUAGCAGCCAAAACCAUAUCAUGAAUUUAUUGCAGUUGAUAAUAUAGACUAGAUGUAAGCAAGCAAACAAGAGCUCUAAGUUUCCGCAACAAUACGGAUGAUCUAAUUAAUUGGGACUACAGGAAUGGGACCUUUCUGACACAAUGCUAAUUCUGUGUAAAAUAUAUCUCAUAAUAUACUCUGAGGUACAGCCAGUGAGCGUCUGAGCACAAUAGUCCAAUUGAUACCCGAGUAUGUGACUCUUUCCAAACAUCAAAUCUCAUUUAGGAAAACACAGAUUGCAUUAGCGAGAAAAAAAUGAAAACACAAAUCCAGACCAUGAUGUGCAUAUUGUGCUUACACUGUAUGAUAUCAAUAAAAAAGACUUGUACUGUACAUAGAGUUACUGCUAACGUCAUUAGCUUUCAAUGAGGUGGUAGGUUUGUCUCUGCACGUUAGCUCUUGCACAUAAUGAGAAUUUCAAAUGGCACUACAGCUGCGUGCAUACUCAGUUUGUACUGAUACAGUAUUAUGGCAGUUCUCGGUAGACUAAACAAUAUAUAUGGAAUAGUCCUACAUGCAGAUCAUAUUUUGUACUGUGCUUUAAUGCUUAUAAAUGUGUAUGUUCAAUUAUUUACUCCCUGUACUGUAAUCUAAGAUACCCUGUAUUGUUUCCUACUUUGUGAAAUAUAUUUUUAUAAAUAUCGCUGAA